This is a messenger RNA of Sycon ciliatum, 1947 nucleotides long. RefSeq lists its product as uncharacterized. The transcript has 7 exons. Lineage: Eukaryota; Metazoa; Porifera; Calcarea; Leucosolenida; Sycettidae. The record is from RefSeq and is a predicted model, not a curated record. The coding region runs from base 387 to 1127 and encodes 246 amino acids.
UCUUUUCCUCUUCCAUUUUUUAGGGCAAUUGUUUUGUUUGAUAGACGAAGCUUAGGGUCUCUUUGGGUUUGCAACCCUUACCCUCCUGGAAAAAAUCAUAGUUGUGCUAGACUGCGACACUUCAGACCAGGUACUAUUAGAGCCGCUAAUGGACGACGAGCUAUUUUCCGCUAUCCGGAGCUCAAGCAUUUGAGCCGCUAAAUGGACGAGACUCCUGGGGUAAAGGAUGCAGAGAAUGAGGAGAAAACACUCGUAUGGAGCAGGGAGUAGGUAUUGUACUACUUCCUGGUAUGGAGCACUGAGAAGCGCUUGGUGACAUCGUCCAAGAUCGACAGGGAUGGCGGGUCACCUGCCGUGACGCUGUCGACGCUAUUGUCCAGUCCCGCAUGGAGCCUGUGGCGAAGCCCCUCAUUUGUGGCACUUGUGCGCGCAGUUUUCGUCGGCCACAUGAUAUUGCGACGCACAAGUGUAACGCUGUUCGCGCGGCCCCGCGCGCUGAGUAUGGCGAUCCCCGCCCGGUGGACAACACGUCUCCUGGUCUGCCCCGUAUGGGGCCACAUAGCCAGUCAUGGCAGUGGAAGAAGGAAGGAAGCUUUCACUGUCCAGGAGCGACACUGACUCGCACUGCUAUCUGGUGCUCACGAGGUGUUUGUCGCGCUGCAAACGGAGCGUCUCUCAUUAGGCGAUUUGAUCGCAGGACGAGAGAGGAGCUGAUGGACGAUCUCUCCAAUGUUCCACUUGGUUCGGAGCGGCGCCGAGUGCUGACGUUGGGACUUGGCCAUUCAACUGCAGUGCCAGUCUGGCUACCUGCCCUGCCUGCGUUCCAGCCUGUGGCUGUAUCCUGCCAUCACAGCGCUGCGACGGUGUUUGGUACGACUGUGCUGAUGGCUCUGAUGCACAGUACUGCCCAGGCAAGGUCACACCAGCUCCAGGUUAGCUCCUGCUCCAUGCCCAUUGUUGGAGCGACAGUCCUGGAAUCCAGAGUUGCAAGUGAGGUGGUGAUACGGCAAGCAGACGGUGGCAAAGUACGGCUUAAAAGCUCUACAUCUGGCAAGUGGCCGGCAUACCACCCCAAUGGACAUCGGAACAGUACACGUAGAGUAGCAUCUCUACGUGACAGGGUAUGAGCGCAAGCCAGUAUUGCCAAGCACUGGGGACCUUUGGCAAUCUGAAGAAUGUUUUGUCCGAGAAUCGAUCCUUGGAUCUGUGGCGUUGCAGUUGUGGUGCUCCCGACCCUCUUGCGUGAUGGCCGCGGAGACCUAGCGAAAAGGUUCGAGACAUACGGCAUCUCAAUAUCUUCCACCACAAUCAGUACAUCAGCACCACCAUCGAGUGUAGCGACAUCAGCAAUAGAAGACGCACAUGAUAUCAUCCACCCUUACGGCCUUAGCGAAGACCCGGGAAUACCUGAGAAGAUGUUAGCCGCAACUUUACUGGAAAAGUCGUCGGUGACAACGGCACUCCAUAUUUUAGCUGCAUGCAGUUAGGUCUCUCAACAAGUGUACCCAAAGUUUUCAAGCUAAUACACAAGCAAAUUCACUAGGGGCCGAGUAUAUUUUCCUACACCUCUCCCUGUUUGUUGUUGUUAUUUCUGCAUUCAAAUUGUUUGUGUACCUGUACAUUUAUUACAGUAGAGCCACGCAUCCACAGCUGUUGUUUCCAAGGGGUCAGGCUCGUCAGUUAUACAAAACCUUUCAGCAAUCUGGCCUUAGGCUUAGUUCCUUGACUUCUUGUACCACUUUCUUAGAUGCACAUCCCACUGGAUAGUGAGCAAUACGUGUGUAGCAGAAUCUGUAUUCCAGAAAAGCAGAGACUCGAGUCUAUUGACACUGCGUUUCUUUUUUUUAACGUUAUUGGCUGUGGUGUACCUAGAGGUAUACACGUACAUUCCUGGGUCCCACGUUCUGUGACGCCCGACUGUAUUCGUGGUGCCUCAACAACUUUUAA